Messenger RNA from Marchantia polymorpha subsp. ruderalis, 3858 nucleotides. The record is from the annotation of a GenBank genome assembly. Lineage: Eukaryota; Viridiplantae; Streptophyta; Marchantiopsida; Marchantiales; Marchantiaceae.
CAGCAGUUGCACUCGAAUUUAUCGGAAAACAGAAUUCAGAAACUUGGAGUUUGAAAUUGGUUGCAUGUAGAGUACGUAAAGAGACGACGGUUAUACUUGUGGACGUGGAAAAAGAUUCAUAGUACAUGAAUAUGAAUGGGUUUGAAACUCAGAGCCUUCAAUUUUGAAGGCACGGGUGCCAUGAAUGGAAAUCUUGCUGUAGUGAUGGAUCUAAUUGGAAAAAAGCGUCAUCACCAACCAGAGCUGGUGAGCUUCAUGAACUACGUCUGUCGCUGACGACCUCUGCUCAAGCUCGUUUGUUGGUAUUUUCUCUGUCACCAGACUCCUUCAGUGACGAUUCCAUCGAUUUCUGGGGGAAUCCCGAUGACUGUUAGAGCAAGCCAGAUUUUGGCACAUCUACUUCCCAGGUCUCAACCAGAUUUAGUCGUCAGUUUUAUCAGAUACCUUCGAUCGAAGGCCAAGUGUACAGAUUCUCAUUAAAUCCGAGUCUCACCUCCCAGAUCAUGCCAGUGUACCUGCAGAAUAUUUCUGAGCAACAGGUUGAGCAGCUGCAGUGACCGCCAUCGAGAGGCAGAGUUGCAGCGCACCUGAACUAGAUUCAGACUAUCUGGAGCACAUCACCAGAUGGAGAACCGAUUGUUUUACAGACGACUCGCGUUGCACAUGCCUCCAGUUGGUAGGACUGAUCUGAACUUGACUGAAUUGGAGCUAAGCAAAGCCAGGUCAGGUCAGGCCAAUAUCUUCUCUGUUUCUGUUUGGAUUUCUGUGGCUGACAGGGGAAUCUGUCCGCUUAGAAAGGAAGUGCCGAAAUCGAUGAAAUUCAUGCAGAAGAAAACUGUGACUGACAUCUGAUCCGGAAGAGGAGAUGCCUCGUUACCGUCUCAUUUACUGGAUGACUAUUUUAUCCUUUUAAAGCCCAUUUGCUCUCAUGGCGACAGAAGUCUUCUUCGCGGCACGUGGUCCUCACCGGCUGGUGCUCAUCUCCACUUUGUAUACCAAUAUUUCCGAUUUUAACGUGGACGACUUUGCCACAGGAGUUGCAUCUUUAUACGAUCGAUGUGUUGUCGUCGUUGGACGGUCUGAAGACUUGGCUUUGGAACACACUAGCUCAGUCUGGAGAAUGCCUAGCGGUCUGACACGAGAUACCUGGAUGUCAAUUUUGUGGCAAUCGGUCGCCUGUGUGUGAACGAAGGGUGGAUUCGGUGGACAACUGUCCUCUGACAUUGUCAGAUCUGAGUUUCUGCUGAACUACGUACAGUACUGUAAUUGUAUUCUGACUGGACUGAGCUCAAAUUUGCUCUGUCAUCCCUCAAAUUUGUUCCUGAGGUCCGGUUUGGCGAGAGACCUCUGUCUCUAGUCCCAUAUCGGGCUUGGGUUUCGGUUUACUUCGCAUAAUAUUUAGUCACUCAAUCAGCUUCUCGGUCGAGUUGUCUUCGUAGAGUUUGUAUCACGUCUCUGCUGAUGCCGAAGGGAUUCACUGUUUUGUAGCUUGGCUUUCGAGAAAAUUUAGUCCUGUUUGCGAUGUAAGGUCUAUCUAUGCACGAAGGACAAUAAGUCUCUAUCAAAGCUGAUCGGAAUGUGUACGCCUGAGCUAAGUUCAGCUGACGGUCAUGGCAAUGAUGAUUUCCUUUUGGUGGAUUUGGUUUCUGUUCCCAAAUUGGGAAAUGUGCCUCUUGAGGUUUAACGGCAGAAGCAGAGGAGCACUUGCUAUCCCGCUGGAAAACCUGUAAUACUCAUCCCACGAAUUGAUUGACGGGGCAUUGAUAGACUGGCAUAGUCGCAUAUCGACUUCAUGGAGCCGAUCGAGAAUGAGAAGAUUCUUCCAGUCAAGCCUGCACCAAUCGUGUGGCUUGUGCCUAUGCCGUUCUUGAGUCACGUCAUGUGCUUCACGCAUUUGGCCAGGAACUUAGCUCGUCACGGGCUCAAUGUAGUGCUCUUCAUCUCGCAGGAAGAUCGUCAACGUUUGCUCACCGCUCACAAAAAUAUUUUCGAGAACUGGAAGCUUGAAGGUCUGGACAUUCAACUGCGAGUUCUCAAGCUAGACGAAACAAUCAUAGCCGAUGGAGGUGUCGGAGGAAAUGCACGAUUCGUGAACCCUGUAUACCAGACAGACGAUGCAUUUGAGAAGACUCUGAAGAGUGAACUGCAAAGUGAUUCGAAGCCCACUUGCGUGAUAGCUGACUUUUGGAUGCCAGGACCGAGGGAGACGGCUGCCAGGUUUGGCAUUCCUGGAUGGACUUUUUGUUCUUUCUCAGCUGCUUACCUUUCGAUUUACACUUAUCUUAGCCAUCUCGAAGCCGUGGGCAUAUUGAAUCUUCCUGACAAUAUCCAGGAUAAGAGAUGUCAGGAGGAAAUGAUCAGUGUACCAGGACUUCCUGUGAUGAGACUUUGUGAGUUGGGUUCAGUUUUCUUCAAGGACGAUCCCUUGAAUGCCCCAGGGAGGCGGAACGGACCAUCUUUGCAAAAAACUGAUGUCAUACUUCUGAGCGGAUUCUCCGAGCUGGAACCCAGACAGACAAGAGAGCUCGAGAGGCUUUUGCAGGCUUACGCCGUCAGAAACGGCAGAAAGGCACCCCACAUCUGGCAUAUUGGACCUACAUUUCUUUCUCUGUCUAGUAGCAAGGGGGCAGAAUCAGUUAGAGUUGGAGCUGACAAGAAACACCCGAGUAUAGAUUUCCUGGAUUCUCAACCUGCGUCUUCAGUUGUGUUUGUUGCAUUUGGAAGCGAUGUCAAUCAUACUCGGAAACAGAUCCAUGAGAUUGCCUAUGGACUUGAAAACAGUCAGCAGCCAUUCUUAUGUGUCCUACAUCCUCCAAAGAAAGGUCCAGACGUUCAAGUUGAUGAUAUCUUUUCAGUCAUACCUCAAGACUGUCUAGCUCGUACCAGAGGCAGAGGUCUGUUUGUGCAGAGCUAUGCACCUCAGAUGGAAGUCCUUUCACAUCCAUCGACGGGAGCGUUUAUUUCACACUGUGGGCAAAACUCUCUGCUGGAAACCGUGUCCAUGGGAGUUCCUAUUUUAGCAUGGCCUUGUUUAUAUGACCAAUUGAUGAAUUGCAGGUUCUUGGUGGAUGAGGCACAACUUGCCUUGGAAAUCUGUCCAGGCUUGUUGCAACUGGGAUACGUGGACAGAAAGCAGAUUGAGACGAGUAUCCAUACCCUGUUUCACACUAGAGAAGGCUCUGUCUUGAAACAGAGAGCUUUGGAAAUGAAGCAAAAAGCCGAAGAAGCUUUAGGAGGAAACGGAUCUUCAACAAAGAAUAUGCAGGCCCUGCUUCAUCUUAUUGAAGGUUUAGAAAACGCGAACCGUAAGAAGUCUGCUUUCCACAUUUCAUAAUGUCUCUCAUUACGAAUUUGAUGUGUUUCUGCCCCGUCAUUGGAAAAUACAUACUAAUGUGUUUGUGUAACCUCUUGCUUUGAAGUAAGCAAAAAUAAACGAUGCUGAAUCAUACUCUAUGCCUCUUAACUGGUGGCACCUGAGAGCUCAUUUUACUCGUGCUCUAACAAAUGGAAGUCUUUUUCCCGUUAAAGUGGAUAAGCGAAUUAAUCGUGCGCGUCACCACAUUCAGAGGAAUGUGGUGACGCGCACGCUGUCAAGCUCUAAGUCGGCUGUUGAUAUUGAAGCUACUGCCUGCCACGACUGAAAACUCGCAUGUUCUUAGAAGAACUUGCUCUGGUACAAUCGUGUAGCUGGUGAACGUGGUUAAGUUGAUGUACAAUGUGAUAUAAUCCACAUAGUUAUGGAUAUGAUUUCUUCCAAGCAAUCUUGCCGUUUAUCUUUAAGACGCGUGUACAGCUUGAGAUGGUUUACUCCGAUACAGUGCUUAAAAUUUUAAUACAGGCAUAUAAUUGUUCGCGAAA